Coregonus sp. 'balchen' is the source of this 3562-nucleotide messenger RNA. Lineage: Eukaryota; Metazoa; Chordata; Actinopteri; Salmoniformes; Salmonidae. The record is from the annotation of a GenBank genome assembly.
AUCAACGCUGAGAACACUGAGGAGAACCGCCGUCUUUACCGCCAGCUCCUCUUCACGGCCGACCGUGUAGAGCCAUGCAUCGGCGGAGUCAUCUUCUUCCAUGAGACCCUGUACCAGAAGACAGACGACGGCAAGCUGUUCCCCCAGCUCAUCAAGGAGAGGGACAUGGUGGUGGGCAUCAAGGUGGACAAAGGUGUCGUCCCCCUGGCCGGGACCAACGGAGAGACCACCACUCAGGGUGAGAGAUGACGCCAGGGCUAGGUGACCUUUGACCUCUAGUAUUGAGCUCAACUUUGCUACAUAUGCAGAUUGUAUUCAGGGGAUGGUUUGAAGAGUGAAACUGGAACAAAGUGUCGAGUCAUGUUUAUUUCAUAAUGUUAAACAUAUCCAUCCCCUCUUUAUCACUCACUCACUCACCCUCAGGUCUGGAUGGGCUGUACGAGCGGUGUGCCCAGUACAAAAAGGACGGCGCUGACUUUGCUAAGUGGCGUUGUGUGCUGAAGAUCACUGACACCACCCCCUCAGAGCUGGCCAUCAAGGAGAACGCCAACGUCCUGGCCCGCUACGCCAGCAUCUGCCAGAUGGUGAGAGACACACACACACAUAAAGAACAACAAACGCAUUGAACAUGUGUGAACAUAUUGGCACACAUAAAAUGAGUUGGCACACACUUGGCCCCUACAGUUCACGCUUACAUAACAUCAUUCCCCACUCUUCAUCAAUCUCCACAAAACAAUAUCUAUUUCUUAUAAAUGUUUCACAUCUCUGCUUCGAAAAACCAUAUCACCACUAUAAUUACUUAUCAAGGAGUUGUAGUUUUUUUAGCCUGCUCUGUAGCUAUAGAGGUAACCACCAAGUGAAUCAAAUUAGCUCGAGUGCCAAGUUGCCAACUCCAGUGCCAUUGAAAUGCCGGGCACAGGCACCCUAACCAAUAAAGUUGCAUUGUCUGUUCUGUAGUCAUGAUGCUGGUUGCCAUGCUCCUGUGCCCUUCCCUAGCAUGGCAUCGUGCCCAUCGUGGAGCCCGAGAUCCUGCCAGACGGAGACCAUGACCUGAAGCGCUGCCAGUAUGUCACUGAGAAGGUGAUGGAUUGCUCUGACUAAACAGUGGCUACCUUCCAAUGGCCAUUCUAGAAUGCCACUUAAAAUGCAUGUCUGCUUCAUUCUAAGUAGGCUGCAUUUAUACAGGCAGCCCAAUUCUGAUCUUUUUCCCACAUAUUGGUCUUUUGACCAAUCACAUCAGAUCUUUUCACAUUAGAUCUUGUUCAGAUCUGAUCUGAUUGGUCAAAAGGCCAAUUAGUGAAAAAAAUAUCAGAAUUGGGCUGCCUGUGUAAACGCAACAUUAGUGUGCUAGUGUGGGUAUUGGAAUAGAGCGUGCUUAGUCUGGGUAGGAUAGGAAGACUCAUUAGAUCAAUCAGUCAUUCAAUCAAUUUCAAUGUCAACAUCUCUAACUAUUUCUGUCUGUCUCAUCCCUAUUUCUUCUAUUUCCUUUCUCUCCUUGUCUCUCUCUCUGUCCCCUUGUCUCUCUCUCUCUCUGUCCCCUUGUCUCUCUCUCUCUCUUGCGCUCUCUCUCUCUCUCUCUGUCCCCUUGUCUCUCUCCCCCUCCUCCCCCCCAGGUUCUGGCUGCAGUGUAUAAGGCUCUGUCUGAUCACCAUGUGUACCUGGAGGGCACCCUGCUGAAGCCCAACAUGGUCACCCCCGGACACUCCUGCUCCCAAAAGUACAGCAACCAGGAGAUAGCCAUGGCAACUGUCACCGCCCUGCGCCGCACCGUGCCCCCGGCCGUGCCUGGUGAGAAGGAGAGACAUAUACACUACCAGUCAAAAGUUUGGACACGCCUACUCAUUCAAUGAUUUUUCUUUAUUUGUAAAAAAAUAUUACAUUGUAGAAUAAUAUUGAAGACAUCAAAACUAUGAAAUAACACAUAUGGAAACAUGUAGUAUCCAAAAAAAGUGUUAAACAAAUAUAUUUUAUAUUUGAGAUUCUUCAAAUAGCCACCCUUUGCCUUGAUGACAGCUUUGCACACUCUUGGCAUUCUGUCAACCAGCUUCACCUGGAAUGCUUUUCCAACAAUCUUGAAGGAGUUUCCACAUAUGCUGAGCACUUGUUGGCUGCUUUUCCUUCACUCUGCCGUCCGACUCAUCCCAAGCCAUCUACAUUUCCACCGGUCUAAUGUCCAUUGCUCUUGUUUCUUGGCCCAAGCAGGUCUCUUCUUAUUGGUUUCCUUUAGUAGUGGUUUAUUUGCAGCAAUUUGACCAUGAAGGCCUGAUUCACACAGUCCCCUCUGAACAGUUGAUGUUGAGAUGUGUGUGUUACUUGAACUCUGAAGCAUUUAUUUGGGCUGCAAUUUCUGAGGCUGGUAACGCUAAGGAACUUAUCCUCUGCAGCAGAGGUAAGACAGUUUCAUCAUAGCGCUUGAUGUUUUUUGCGACUGCACUUGAAGAAACUUUCAAAGUUCUUGACAUUUUCCGUUUUGACUGACAUUAAUGUCUUAAAGUAAUGAUGGACUGUCGUUUCUCUUUGCUUAUUUGAGCUGUUCUUGCCAUAAUAUGGACUUGGUCUUUUACCAAAUAGGGCUAUCUUCUGUAUACCCCCCCCUACCUUGUCACAACACAACUGAUUGGCUCAAAUGCAUUAAUAAGGAAAUCAAUUCCACAAAUUAACUUUUAACAAGGCACACCUGUUAAUUGAAAUGCAUUCCAGGUGACUACCUCAUGAAGCUGGUUGAGAGAAUGCCAAGAGUGUGAAAAGCUGUCAUCAAGGCAAAGGGUGGCUAUUUGAAGAAUCUCAAAUAUAAAAUAUAUUUUGAUUUGUUUAACACUUUUUUUUGGUUACUACAUGAUUCCAUAUGUGUUAUUUCAUAGUUUUGAUGUCUUCACUAUUAUUCUACAAUGUAAAAAAUAAAGAAAAACCCUUGAAUGAGUAGGUGUGUCCAAACUUUUGACUGGUAGUGUACAUAUAUAAAUAUGGAGACACACAUAUACACACACAUGCAUGCAUGCACGUGUAGCACAUGGAGAUGUGUGAAACGUACUCCUCAGCCUUAAGUGUCCACGCUUGCGCCGCUCAAGAGCUAGCUUUUGAGUGGCGCAACCCGUAGAUAUGCUUGAGGGAGGACAGUCACGUGUGUUUGUGAAGUAGAGGUCCCGGUUUCGAGCCAGGUAUGUGCCGAAUCGGGAGGAAGUGGUACACACUAAGCAAGCAGCAUGACGUCCUUUACGCACGCACGCACACACUCACUCAACCCACUUUCCACACACACACAUACACACACAUACACACAACCCCCCCCUCCCUCACACACAUCCCCUCCCCCUCUCUUAUCUUACCCUUCCUCUCCCUGUCUCCCUCCCUCCGUCCUUCCCCAGGCAUCACCUUCCUGUCUGGCGGCCAGUCUGAGGAGGAGGCCUCCAUCAACCUGAAUGCCAUGAACCAGUGUCCCCUUCACCGGCCCUGGGCCAUCACCUUCUCCUACGGCCGCGCCCUGCAGGCCUCCGCCCUCAAGGCCUGGGGAGGCAAGCCAGAGAACGGCAAGGCCUGCCAGGAGGAGUUCAUCAAGAGAGCC